UCUGGAACAGCAGCAGAGCUCACGGAAUCAAGGGCUCAGACUCCCUUUAUUUCCUUUUCCUCUCCACACCAUGAGGGGAAGUGAUUUGCCCAGUCCAGUCUUAAUUCUGCUUCUCCUGCUCCUUCCCAGAGAUGCCUCAGCUACUGCAAAACCGCAGUACCUGGUGGUGGUCCCAUCAAAGCUAUACAGUGGUGUUCCUGAGAGGGCCUGCAUCAUGCUUAAUCACCUGAAUGAGACCGUGACGCUGAACAUGAUUCUGGAGUAUGGAAUACACAACCAGACCCUCCUGUCAGACCUGGUGACAGAGAAGGACUCCUUCUACUGCAGCCCCUUCACUAUUCCACAGUUGCCAUCGUCCUCAGCAUUCAUUACUGUGCAGGUGAAAGGACUGACCCAGGAGUUCAAAAAGAGGAAGGCAAUGGACAUAAUGAAAGUAGAGAGUCUAGUCUUUGUCCAGACAGACAAACCUGUCUACAAACCAGGACAAACAGUGAGAUUCCGCAUUGUCUCUGUGGAUGUCAAUUUUCUCCCUUUGAAUGAAACGUUCCCAGUGGUUUAUAUUGAGAAUCCUAAGAGGAAUCGAAUUUUCCAAUGGCAAAGCCUCGGAUUGCAAGGGGGACUCAACCAGCUCUCUUUCCCACUCUCAGUGGAGCCCGCACUGGGUCGCUAUAAGGUCAUUGUGCAGAAGGAGUCAGGGAGAAAAAUUGAGCAUUCCUUUGAAGUGAACGAAUAUGUUUUGCCCAAAUUUGAGGUCCAAUUGAAAAUGCCCAAGACUAUUGGUUUUCUAGAUGAAACAUUUGAGGUAACCGCAUGUGGCCUAUACACAUAUGGAAAGCCUGUCCCUGGUCUGGUGACAAUUAAUGUAUGCAGAAAAUAUCCACGAUCCCAUUCCUCCUGUACAGGAAGACAUUCACAGAGUAUCUGUGAAGAAUUCAGUCAACAGGCGGACAGUAAAGGCUGUUUUACACAACUUGUAAAGACUAAAUUAUUUCAGCUGAAACUGAAAGGGUAUGGCAUGGAGUUAAAAGUGGAAGCCAAGAUCAGAGAGGAAGGAACAGGGUUGAAAUUAACUGGUCAUGGAUCAUGUAAAAUCACAAAUACCUUAAGCAAACUGGUAUUUAAAAAAGUGGAUUCAUAUUAUAGACGUGGGCUCCCUUUCUUUGGGCAGGUUCUUCUAGUUGAUGAGAAGGAUCAGCCACUCACCAAUAAAACUCUAACUGUCACUUUGGAUGCGACUACAUACCAUUCCCACUUCACUACAAAUGAGCAUGGUUUGGCCACCAUUUCCAUUGAUACCACCAACCUCACGUCUUCUUCCAUUACGGUUACAGUCAUUUACAAAAAGAAUUCUGGCUGUUUUGAUAACCGUUGGCUUGAAGAAACUCAUUCACAAGCAGAGCAAACUGUAAGGCAUGUUUUUUCUCCGAGCAAGAGUUAUGUUCACCUUGAACUUGUUGCUGGUACCAUAGCCUGUGGGAAAACCCAAGAGAUCCGGGUGCAUUACAUUCUGAAUGGACAGACUGUCAAAGAUGAAAAGGAGUUAACCUUCUAUUAUUUGAUUAAAGCAAGAGGAAGCAUUUCCCAGUCCGGAACCCAUGUGUUGUCUAUUGAACAGGGGGACAUGAAUGGGGUAUUUUCCUUCUCCUUUCAAGUGGAGUCAGACAUUGCUCCUACUGCCCAGUUGCUUGUUUAUACUAUUUUACUCAAUGGAGAAAUUGUUGCAGAUACACAGGAACUUGAGAUUGAAAACUGUUUUGCCAAUAAGGUAAAUUUGGGCUUCUCCUCAGCCCAGAGCCUGCCAGCUUCAGACACCAAUCUGAAGGUCACAGCCACUCCUCAGUCCCUCUGUGCUCUUCGUGCAAUAGACCAGAGUAUGCUGCUCAUGAAGCCUGAAGCUGAGCUCUCACAUCAAUCAGUCUAUAAGUUAUUACCAGUAAAGAACCACUUUAAUGCUCAUUAUGGACAUAACAUGAAUGAAGACGCUGAAGGAUGCAUAAAUGCAGAAGACAUAACUCACGAUGGAAUCCUUUACACUCCAAAGCGGGUCUUGGAUGACAAUGAUGUUUACAGUAUCUUUCAGUCUGCAGGACUAAAUAUUUUUACCAACUCAAAAAUCCACAAGCCAUAUUUGUGUCAUCAGUCUCAAGGACUUUUAGACUCGUUGGGGACCACAGUAUAUUAUGACGGUGAGAUUUACUUGUCUGCUAGAAUAAUAGAACAUUUUAUUAUAUUAUAUUGCUCUUAUAAUGAUAGAAUAAGCUUUACAUUGGGCCCUGGAUGUUGUCUUUUCAUAGCUGUUUCACCAGACGUAGCUGUAGAAUAUGAUGAUUCAGUUUAUCCUAUGGCGAUGAGAGAAGCCCUUCAAGCGGAGGGAGUGCAAAAGACAGUCCGGAAGUAUUUCCCAGAGACCUGGAUCUGGGAUUUGGUGCCACUUGAUUCAUCAGGUAACAGUGAGCUGGAAGUAAAGGUUCCUGACACCAUCACAAAGUGGAAGGCCAGUGCACUAUGCUUGUCUGGAAAAACAGGGCUUGGCCUCUCCCCCAUCAUCUCUCUUCAAGUCUUCCAGCCCUUCUUCCUAGAACUCACUCUUCCCUACUCUGUGGUGCGAGGAGAAGCCUUUACACUUAAAGCCACUGUGUUCAACUACUUGACCUACUGCAUCCGGGUCAGCAUAGAGCUGGAGGACUCUCCUGCCUUCUUGGCUGUCCCAAUGAAGAAGAAUGAAGAAUCUCACUGUGUCUGUGGAGAUGGGCAGAAAACUGUGUCCUGGGCUGUGACCCUCAAGUCACUGGGAAAGGUGAAUUUCACAGCAACUGCGGAAGCCCUGCAGUCUGCAGAAUUGUGCGGCAGUGAGUUCCCUCAAGACCCAGCACUUGGACACAAGGACACUGUAGUCAAGCCCUUAUUAGUUGAGCCUGAGGGAAUAGAAAAGGAGGAAACUUUCAACUCACUCCUCUGUGCAACAGAAACUGGAGUACCUGAAAAGUUGUCACUAAAAGUUCCUUCAAAUGUGGUUGAAGGAUCUGCCAGGGCCACAUAUUCAGUUUUGGGUGAUAUACUAGGCUCUGCAAUGCAAAAUCUUCAGAAUCUUCUCCAGAUGCCUUAUGGUUGUGGGGAGCAGAAUAUGGUCCUUUUUGUCCCUAACAUCUAUGCUUUGAACUAUCUGAAUGAGACACAACAGCUGACAGAGAAGAUCAAGUCCAAAGCCAUUAGCCACCUCAUUAGUGGAUAUCAAAGACAGUUGAAUUAUAAACACAACGAUGGUUCAUACAGCACCUUUGGGGAUCAAGGAGGUACAAGUCAGGGAAAUACUUGGCUCACUGCAUUUGUGCUUAAGUCCUUUUCUCAAGCUCGGUCAUAUAUCUUUGUGGAGGAGUCACACAUCAUGGAUUCCUUCACCUGGCUCUCAGGGAAGCAAAAGGAAAAUGGCUGUUUCCAACACUCUGGAUCACUGCUAAACAAUGCUAUUAAGGGUGGAGUAGAUGACGAGAUGACACUCUCUGCCUACAUCACCAUUGCUCUGCUGGAGAUGCCACUGCCUGUCACACACCCAGUUGUCCGCAAUGCUCUAUUCUGCCUGGAAAGUACAUGGGCAUCCACUUCAGAAGCCCAAGGAAGUCUUGUCUAUACCAAGGCAUUAUUGGCCUAUGCCUUUGCCCUAGCAAGAAACCAGGCCAAAAGAAGUGAGCUGCUUCAAUCACUGGACAAAGAGGCUAUAAAAGAAGAGGACUCAAUCCACUUGCAACGUCCUGGGAAACUUCAAGAAGCUAAGACAUUCUAUUAUCAACCUCGGGCUCCUUCUGCUGAAGUGGAGAUGACAUCUUACUUGCUCCUUGCCUAUCUUACCUCCCAGCCUGCCCCAUCUUCAGAAGACCUGUCUGUAGCCUCACGUAUUGUGAAAUGGAUAACCAAGCAACAAAACCCCAAUGGAGGUUUCUCUUCCACUCAGGAUACAGUGGUAGCUCUUCAAGCCCUCUCCAAAUAUGGAGCAACAACUUUCACUAAAAGGGAGAAAGCAGCUACAGUUACCGUCAAGUCUUCAGAGACCUUCUCAGAAGAACUUCAAGUAGAUGAAACCAAUCGCCUAUUGCUGCAGGAGGUGGCAUUGCCAGAGAUCCCAGGGGAGUACAGCACAACAGUGUCAGGGUCAGGAUGUGUGUACCUCCAGACAUCCCUGAGAUACAAUGUCCUGCCCAAGAAAGAAGAGAAAGUUCCCUUCACCCUGAAUGUUGAUACUCUCCCCAAGGAUUGUGAUGGAGUAGAUGCUCACAGGAAAUUCCAGAUUCACAUCAACAUUAGUUAUACUGGGGAACGACCCAGCUCCAACAUGGUCAUUGUUGAUGUCAAGAUGGUAUCCGGUUUCAUACCUGUGAAACCAUCAGUGAAAAAGCUCCAAGAAAAGUCUCAGAUUCAAAGGACUGAAGUGAGCACCAACCAUGUCCUGAUUUACUUUGAAGAGCUAACCAAACAAGUCCUGAGUUUCUCCUUCUCAGUGGAACAAGACAUUCAAGUAGAGAAUUUAAAACCAGCCAUAGUAAAAGCCUACGAUUAUUAUGAGACAGAUGAAUUCACCAUUGAAGAGUACAGUGCUCCCUGCAGUGCAGAAUCUAAACUUGGAAAUGCUUGAAAAUGGAAACUUAUGGACCUCAUCAAAUGAAAUUCUC
Phyllostomus discolor (pale spear-nosed bat) is the source of this 4664-nucleotide messenger RNA. RefSeq names its product pregnancy zone protein-like. NCBI's taxonomy places the organism in Eukaryota, Metazoa, Chordata, Mammalia, Chiroptera, Phyllostomidae. Gene Ontology annotation, cellular component: extracellular region. Gene Ontology annotation, molecular function: endopeptidase inhibitor activity. The coding region runs from base 71 to 4627 and encodes 1518 amino acids. The transcript is spliced from 36 exons. The record is from RefSeq and is a predicted model, not a curated record.